AUGAAUCAAUUAGAUGCAACAGCGGGUAUCGAUAGUCUUGUUAAACAUACAGCGGAUAUGGUCGAUUUGACGUUAACAUCGAGUAGUUCUCAUCGACGACACAUUGAAUAUUUACCAUAUCCAGAUGAAAAUUUCGUUGAAAAUCUCGACGAAUUGUGUCAAAAUGAUGAAUGUCCAUUAGAAUUAAUUUAUUCAAGACGUAACAAAACAUUUGUACGUGGAAUUCCUGUUGAAGUAACAAAGAUCACAGCCGAACGAAUUUAUAAUCCUGUUACUGAAUUUCUUUAUCCAUAUUUAUAUACAAUAACAAUUCGUCAUGGACCAAAAUUUGAAUGGACAAUUCAAAAACGUUAUAAACAUUUUCAUGAUCUUCAUAAAUCUCUUGUUCGUUAUGUUGAAACUGAAACUGGACAUUCGAUGAGUAGUUUAAAUAAAAGUCAUGUAUCAGAAACAACGAAGAAUAAUGAUGAUCAACCAGCUUUUCCAACUCGAAAUGAUCGAAUUGCUUUUAUUGAUCAAUAUUCAAUCGAAACUCGUUGUAAAUCUUUACAAGACUAUUUAAACAAAGUUUUAAAACAUCCUAAACUUCGUGAACACAUAGCUGUGAGAGAAUUUCUCGAAGUAAGUCCAUUGUCAUUUGUACAUGGUUUGGGAACAAGUGUGAAAGAAGGUGCAAUAGCGAAACGUUCGAAUGAUGAUUUUCGCGGUCGUUCAAUAUUUCUUCGAAUGCCAUUUAUGUGUGAUAAAUGCAAAUUUCAUCAUGGACAAAAAUGGUUCGUUUUAAAAGAUUCAUAUUUUGUUUAUAUGAAUCCUGAUUCUGCAUUGAUUGGCUUCCCAAUGCUUAUCGAUCGAGGAUUUACACUUCAACAAGGUUUUCGAAAAACAGGAACAAAUAAUGGAAUUCGAAUAAAAAAUUUACAACGUUCAAUGAUCAUUAAAUUUGAAAAAGAAGACGAAAGAGACUUUUGGUUCGAUGCUUUGAAUAAAGUAAAGAAUAAAUGUCUUCUCUUCGAACCACAUUUAUUCGAUUCAUUUGCACCGCAAAGACAACAACAAUUUGCUCAAUGGUUUAUCAAUGGACAAUCUUAUAUGGAAGCGGUUGCAAAAGGAAUUUUAGCAGCAAAAGAAGAAAUUUUUAUUACUGAUUGGUGGUUAUCACCAGAAAUUAUGUUAAUUCGACCAUAUGGUGAUGAUUCAAUGAGAUUAGAUAAUCUUCUUGGAAAACGAGCGGAAGAAGGAAUUCGUGUUUAUGUUAUGGUUUUCAAAGAUAUUGUUCAAGUUGUUGGUUUAAAUAGUUUACAUACAAAAGCAAAAUUAAUUUCAAAAAGUCCAAAUAAAAAAAAUAUUAAAGUUAUUCGUCAUCCUGAUCAUCGCGUUUUACCAGGAACUGAAUCUUCGUUUCUUUAUUCACAUCAUGAAAAAACUCUCAUUAUUGAUCAAAAAGUCGCGUUUAUUGGAGGAAUUGAUCUUUGUUGGGGAAGGUGGGACACGGAUGCUCAUAGAUUAAUCGAUUUAAGUGAUGAAAAUAUUACCGAAUUGAAACUUCCAAGUGAAAUUGCUGAACAACCAGAAAUCGAAGAGAAACAACAGGAAUCCGCUGUUGAUACAACUGAAAAAAUGGCUGAAAAUGCAAUAAAUACAAAAAUCGAUGAUUCAACAACACCAUUAAUCAAAACAAAUGAAAAAGAAUCUUCAUUAAAAUCAAAUGGAACAAAUUCAGUGAAACCAAAAGUGACUGAUUUUAAAAGUGAAUUAAACAAAAAUGAACGGAAAAUAUUGGCUGAAGAAAAAGCUGCACAGGAAGGAGAAGUUCCACAUGAGAAAAAAUGGAAGAAAAUCUUCAAACGUCAUCGAAAAGCGUACGAUGAUGAUUCAUCGAAUGAAGAAGAAGAAAUGGAAGAAGAAGAAAUACCAAAAAGUGAACCGGGAGAUGAGAAACCAAAAACAAUCGUUGGUGUAACACCAGUUGUGGAUGAUAAAUGUCGAUUUUUUCUUGGAAAAGAUUAUUCAAAUUCAUACGAAAAAGAUUUCGAAUUUAUCGAAAAAUUCGAUGAAGAUUAUAUCGAUCGAAAAGUUUCUCCUCGAAUGCCAUGGCAUGACGAAGCUUUAGUUGUCUCUGGAGAAGCGGCACGUGAUUGUGCUAGACAUUUCAUUCAACGAUGGAAUGUUCACAAAGCGGAUAAAUAUCGUUUUAUUGAAUCUUAUCCAUAUCUUGUUCCAAAAAGUUAUUCAGAUGAAGAAUUAUUUGAUCAUUCGGUGCUUAAUUCAAUUCUUAGAGAAGAUCGUCCAGCAAUUUGUGUUGAUGCUCAAUGUGUUCGUUCAGUUUCAUUUUGGUCAUGUGGAACACAAACAGUUGAACAUUCAAUUCAAAAUGCGUAUAUUCAUAUGAUUGAUAGUGCUCAACAUUUUAUUUAUAUUGAAAAUCAAUUUUUUAUCUCAAUUGCUCAAGAUGCAACAAUUAAAAAUGGAAUUGGUGAUGCACUUUAUCGUCGAAUUGUUCGUGCAUGUAUCAAUAAAGAAAAAUUUCGAGUUUAUGUUAUCAUCCCUCUAUUACCUGGAUUUUCUAAUGUCAAUGCAGUUCAAGCUGUUCUAUAUUUUAUUAUGAGAUCGAUUAAUAAAGGUGAAACAUCACUUUUCGAACGAUUAAAACAAAGUGGAGUUAUUGAUCCUGAAGAAUAUAUUUCAUUUUAUGGAAUGAGAAAUUGGGAUAUUCUUAUGGGUUCAUUAGUAACAGAAAUAAUUUAUGUUCAUUCAAAAUUGAUGAUUGUUGAUGAUCGAAUGUGUAUUUGUGGAUCAGCAAAUAUCAAUGAUCGAUCUCUUCAAGGUUCUCGUGAUUCGGAAUUUUGUUUAGUUGUUAAUGAUAUUGAAAUGAUUGAUUCAACUUUAAAUGGUCAAACACAAAAAGUCGGAAAAUUCUGUUCAACAUGGAGAAAGAAAUUAUUUAGACAAAUUUUAGGAAUUAAAAAUGAAACUGAUUUGAAUGUGGAUGAUCCAUGUUCAGAUGAAUUUUAUAAUUAUUUUCGUGAAACUGCACGAAAUAAUGCUCAAAUUUAUGAAGAAGUAUUCAAUACUUUACCAACAAAUCAUAUUCGAUUAUUUACUGAAGUUGAAAAAUAUACUCAAAGACCAAAAUUAAAACAAACAGAUCCUUUAGCUGCUCAUGAGAAAUGUAAACAAAUCAAAGGUUUUCUUGUUGAAUUUCCUUUACAAUUCUUAGCUGAUGAUGUUCUCAUGCCAAAAUGGAACACUUCAGAAGGUAUGGCUCCAAUCUUAUUGUGGACAUAA
Adineta ricciae is the source of this 3285-nucleotide messenger RNA. NCBI's taxonomy places the organism in Eukaryota, Metazoa, Rotifera, Eurotatoria, Adinetida, Adinetidae. The record is from the annotation of a GenBank genome assembly.